Leptonychotes weddellii (Weddell seal) is the source of this 9954-nucleotide messenger RNA. The record is from RefSeq and is a predicted model, not a curated record. Lineage: Eukaryota; Metazoa; Chordata; Mammalia; Carnivora; Phocidae.
AUGCUGUGGACUAGUUACCGAGCCGAGGUCUCUUCCAGUAACCCACGCUUCCCGGGAGCUGCCUCACGCGAUACAGUUAAUAUUGGAGAUGUAUCCUACAAGUUGAAAACUCCUAAGAGCCCAGAACUUGUGCCACAGAACUACAUUUCAGACUCUGUGGCUCAAUCUGUAAUUCAGCAUCUAAGAUGGAUAAUGCAGAAGGAUCUUCUGGGGCAAGAUGUCUUUCUAAUAGGACCUCCUGGGCCUCUUCGACGCUCUAUUGCUAUGCAGUACCUGGAGCUGACCAAAAGGGAAGUUGAAUACAUUGCCCUGUCAAGGGACACCACUGAAACCGAUCUCAAACAGCGUCGAGAGAUCCGAGGAGGCACAGCUUUUUACGUUGAUCAGUGUGCGGUCCGUGCAGCCACAGAAGGCAGAACCCUCAUUUUGGAAGGCUUGGAAAAGGUGGAGAGGAAUGUUCUGCCCGUUUUGAACAACUUGCUGGAAAACAGGGAAAUGCAGCUUGAGGAUGGACGCUUCCUAAUGUCUUCAGAGCGUUAUGACAAACUUCUCCAAGCUCAUACCAGAGCAGAGUUGGAUGCUUGGAAGAUUGUUAGGGUUAGUGAAAACUUCCGAGUCAUUGCGUUGGGCUUGCCAGUGCCUAAGUACUCUGGGAAUCCAUUAGACCCCCCUCUCCGUUCUCGAUUUCAGGCCAGAGAUAUUUAUUAUCUACCCUUUAAGGACCAACUUAAACUGUUAUAUGCAGUUGGAGCCAGUGUUCCUGCUGAGAAAAUUUCUCAGCUCCUGUCCUUUGCCACCACUCUCUGUUCCCAAGAAUCUUCUACUCUUGGACUUCCAGAUUUUCCUUUAGAUAGUUUACCAGCUGCAGUUCAAAUCCUGGAUUCCUUUCCUAUGAUGUCAAUCAAACAUGCAAUCCAGUGGCUUUACCCAUACACUAUUUUACUAGGACACGAAGGGAAGAUGGCUGUGGAAGGUGUUUUAAAACGCUUUGAACUCCAAGAUUCAGAAAGCUCUGUGCUUCCUAAAGAGGUGGUGAGAGUGGAGAGGCUUGUGGAGAGCACUCCCCCACAAGCUAACGUGACUAUCCGGAUAGCAGAAAAAGAGGUGACCAUUCAGGUGCCAUCUGGGACCAGGCCAAUAAAUCAACCUUGUGCAUCAGACCAUUUUAUACAAACUUUAAGCCAUAAACAACUACUGGCUGAGAUGAUGCAGUCUCACAUGGUUAAGGACAUAUGUUUAAUUGGAGGAAAAGGUUGUGGAAAAACAGUCAUUGUUAAGAACUUUGCAGAUAACUUAGGAUACAACAUAGAACCCAUCAUGCUCUAUCAGGAUAUGACUGCACGUGACCUGCUACAACAGAGAUACACUCUUCCCAACGGAGACACUGCGUGGCGGUCCUCACCCCUUGUGAACGCUGCUCUGGAAGGAAAGCUUGUCCUCUUGGAUGGCAUCCACCGCGUCAAUGUGGGCACACUUGCUGUAUUGCAAAGGUUGAUCCACGACCGGGAGCUAAGCCUCUACGACGGCUCUAGGCUGCUGAAAGAAGACAGGUAUACGCGCUUAAAGGAAGAGUUGCAACUGUCUGAUGAGCAGCUACAGCAGAGAUCCAUUUUUCCUGUCCACCCCUCCUUCAGAAUCAUCGCCUUGGCAGAGCCCCCUGUUAUCGGAAGCACAACACAGCAGUGGCUGGGACCAGAAUUCUUAACCAUGUUCUUUUUCCAUUAUAUGAAACCACUUGUCAAAAGUGAAGAAAUUCAAGUGAUUAAGGAAAUGGUCCCAAAUAUACCUCAGGAAGCUUUGGACAGAUUGUUAUCAUUUACACACCAACUCAGAGAGACACAGGAUCCCACGGCACAGUCACUGGCCGCAUCACUUUCUACCAGACAGCUGUUGCGUAUUUCUCGUCGGCUGUCACAGUACCCUAAUGAAAAUCUUCACAGUGCAGUUAUGAAAGCCUGCCUUUCCAGGUUCUUACCAAACCUUGCAAGGUCAGCAUUAGAAAAAAACCUGGCAGAUGCUGCAAUAGAAGUAAGUACUGAUAAUCAUCAGGAACCAGAACUGGAGGAUUACAAAUGUGAAACAGCAUCUGGAUCCCUGAGGAUUGGGGCUGUUAGUGCACUGAUCUAUAAUGCCCAUGAGAAAAUGAAAGUGCCUGAUGUUCUGUUCUAUGACAACAUUCAGCACAUGAUAGUGAUGGAAGACAUGCUGAAGGACUUUCUUCUCGGAGAACACCUAUUAUUGGUUGGUAACCAGGGUGUGGGAAAAAACAAGGUUGUUGACAGAUUCCUUCACCUGCUCAACAGACCCCGAGAAUACAUCCAGCUACACAGGGACACCACAGUACAAACCCUUACUCUUCAGCCUUCUGUUCAAGAUGGACUAAUUGUGUAUGAAGACUCACCUUUGGUUAAAGCAGUAAAGUUGGGUCAUGUUCUGGUGGUAGAUGAGGCAGACAAAGCCCCAACAAAUGUCACCUGUAUUUUAAAAACUCUAGUAGAAAAUGGAGAAAUGAUUCUAGCAGAUGGAAGACGCAUUGUUGCAACUUGCAUGCUGAAUGUGAAUCUCUUUUCUCCUAUAGGUGAUAUUUUUAGCUGCCAUGCAGUUGAUAAUCCCAAACCCCAUUCAGAGCUCGAAAUGCUCAGGCAAUAUGGACCAAAUGUGCCUGAACCCAUCCUUCAGAAGCUUGUGGCUGUCUUUGGAGAGCUGAGGAGUUUAGCUGACCAGGGGAUUAUUAACUAUCCUUAUUCUACCAGAGAAGUUGUCAACAUAGUGAAACAUUUACAGAAAUUUCCCACUGAAGGUCUCUCCAGUGUGGUUAGGAAUGUGUUUGACUUCGAUUCCUACAACAACGACAUGAGGGAGAUUUUGAUUAACACUUUGCACAAGUAUGGGAUACCUAUCGGAACAAAACCAACCAGUGUACAGCUGGCGAAGGAGUUGCCUCUGCCAGAGCCGACGUUCGUGGGCUACUGGACGAUUGGUCAGUCAAGAAAUGGAAUACAAAAACUGUUGUGUCCAGCAGAAACUCAUCAUAUAGACGUAAAGGGUCCAGCCCUUAUAAACGUACAGGAGUAUCCAAUAGAAAGAUAUGAAGAAAGAUCCCAAACCUUUACUGAAGAAUGUGCCUCCUGGAAGUUACCAUUGGAUGAAAUUAACUUAAUCUGUGACAUUGCUACAUCACACGAAAAUGAGGAAAAUACCCUCUAUGUAGUUGCAUGCAAUCCCAUCACCUUAUACUUUAUGAACAUGACUGGGAAAAGUGGCUACUUGGCGGACUUUUCUGACAUCUUCCCAAGAAUGGCCAGUAGAGUUUGGCACCCAUUUGUGACAGUGGCACCACUGGGAAAUCCCCUCAAGGGUCAAGUGAUUCUCCAUGAGCAGCAGAGUAAUGUCAUCCUAUUGUUAGAUACCACUGGCCAAGCCCUUCAACGUCUCAUCCUCCCUUCAGAAGAGGGUCCAUCUAAGAAACCUUCCUGGUGGAACAAGGAGGAAACAGAAACUUAUAAAAUGUGUAAAGAAUUUUCGCACAAAAACUGGCUAGUAUUCUACAAAGAAAAUGGGAACAGCCUGACUGUGCUGGAUGUUCUAGAAGGGCGAACUCACACCAUCUCACUUCCCAUCAACCUCAAGACAGUUUUUCUUGUAGCAGAGGACAAGUGGCUUCUGGUGGAGGACAAAACAAACCAGAGAUAUCUUUUAAGUAAGCCUGCACACAUUGCAUCUGAGGAUAGUGGGGUUUGCCAGUUGUACAUGUUGAAAGAGGAGCCCCCUAGCACAGGAUUUGGAGUUACACAAGAAGCAGAUCUCAGCAUACCUCAUACAAUUUCAAGUGAUCAACUAUCAUCUGAAAAUCUAAGUUCAGCUGUCGGACAAAAGAUUGCCUCUCCUAACCGAAUUCUCUCAGAUGAGAAUAGUUAUGCUACAGUUGUUAUUGGCUUCCCAGAUCUCGUGUCACCCAGUGAAGUCUAUUCUUGGAGAAGGCCAUCAUCCUUGCAUAAACCAAGUGUCACUGACAGAACAUUCUAUGGAGGAAAGAAGAAAAGUGAAACUCCAAAACAGAGCAAUUGCGUGACUCUUUUAGAUACUAAUCAGAUAGUCAGGAUUCUGCCCCCGGGAGAAGUCCCUCUAAAAGAUGUCUACCCAAAAGAUGUGACCCCUCCGCAAACAGCUGGUUAUAUAGAAAUCACUGAUCUUCAAUCAAAGAAACUCCGAUAUAUCCCUAUUCCCAGAUCAGAAUCUCUCUCGCCAUAUACCACAUGGCUAUCUACUAUUUCAGACACAGAUGCUCUGCUAGCUGAGUGGGGCAAAGGUGGUGUUGUUACUGUUGAUAUGGGAGGUCGCAUCAGACUCUGGGAAACUGGACUUGAACAUCUGCAGCGAUCACUCACGGAAUGGAGAAACAUGAUUGGACAAGAAGGUGACCGACAUAUGCAGAUUACAGUCAACAGAGACAGCGGUGAAGACGUGAGCUCCCCCAAACACGGGAAGGAGGACCCAAAGAACAUGCCCCAUGUGGGCGGCAAUACGUGGGCUGGCGGAACAGGAGGAAGAGACACCGCAGGUCUGGGCGGCAAAGGAGGUCCAUACCGGCUGGACGCAGGCCAUACUGUGUACCAGGUGUCGGAGGCUGAGAAGGACGCGGUUCCCGAGGAGGUGAAGAGAGCUGCCAGAGAGAUGGGCCAGAAGGCCUUUCAGCAACGGUUAAAGGAGAUCCAAAUGAGUGAGUAUGAUGCCGCAACGUAUGAAAGGUUCUCAGGUGCUGUUCGACGGCAGGUGCACUCACUCCGAGUCAUCCUGGAUAAUUUACAGUAUGACAUCGUUGGACACUCUGGAGAUGGCUACAGCAUUGGUCUAGUUCCACUUAACAAAAUCCCCAAGGACAAUAAGCAAAGACUAGAAAUUCUAAAGACAAUGCAUGCCCAUGCUCAGUUCUGCAUGAGUGGGGACCACACGUUAGAGGGAACGGAACACGCCAUCAAGGAGAUUGUCAAAGAAGAAGCUGACGAGUACUUUGUCAUCGUCUUAAGUGAUGCAAACCUGUCACGAUAUGGAAUACAUCCUGCCAAGUUUGCCCAAAUCCUGACAAGUAACCCUCAAGUGAAUGCUUUUGCCAUUUUCAUUGGAUCUUUAGGUGAUCAAGCAACCAGGCUUCAGAGAACUUUACCAGCUGGCCGGUCCUUCGUUGCCAUGGAUACCAAGGACAUCCCCCAGAUUUUACAACAGAUCUUCACCUCCACCAUGCUGUCCACUGUAUAGGACGGGCCCUUCUUCACCCUGCUGACCCUGGGACGUGAAAUAAGAUAGGAAUAAAGAGUCCCCCAAAGAAAAGACGACAUCUAUAAAGUGAACCUGCGCAGUGACUGAAGGAUUCUGGCGUUCCUGGCGCUUCCUGGGCUCACUCAGGGAUCAGAAUUCAGGAAAGCAGCCGGAGGGAGCUUGCACGUGGAAAUCUACCACCAGUGAUGGGUUCGCAGGGAAGCGAGCUGACCUGCGUUUUAUGAAAGGUCAGGGGUCAAGGAAGGCGGUUUGAGAACUGUGGUGCUUGGUUUGUAUCCAGAAACCUGAGGGAAAGAGAAUUCCUUGCUUUUGCCUUAACGCAACGUCUGGUCACCUGAGGUAACAGAAGUGAUUCUGAUGCCAUGUUCUGUCAUUGAGAUACAAGCCCGUGUAAACUCACCCAACCUGCUCCUGCCCAAUAAUUAUUUUUAUUUUCUCCUCCACCCUUGAUCGCCCGGCAAACAAUGAUUUUUAUAGUAUUUAACCCACUACAAAGCCUCCUAACAGCAGUAUUUUAUAAAAGGUUAGAUUUUUUUUCAAUAAUUCCAUUUUCUUGGCCAAAGCCAAAAGGAAUCAGAAGAUCCCUGCAUCGCUUCCUUUCCCAUUUGACUUUUUAAAAGACUCUUUAAAUAAUGAGGAGCAAACGUCCUAUUUCCAUGCUGCCAACGUGGAAGGAUAAAGGCUGUCUUGCCUUGAACUUCCUGUGUCGUCUUGUUCCUCCAGUACUUCUCACAAGUUUCACAUAUUUCGGUGUCCGAAGUGUAAUGCUUGAAAUAACAAACACUUAUGGUUUUACUUAAAGCAAAGUAAAAACAAGGCAGUAUGUUUGAAUUGAAUGGGAACUGGAGAUUUCUUGAGCUGUUAAAAAAAAAAAAAACAACUCUUUUUUCAAGAUUCAUUCUUUUUUCUUUCAAAGUGCACCUUAUUCCCACCUACCCUUAGGCUGACCUUUAUUUAUCAACAGGUCUGAUGUCACUUUGUUUAAAAUCAAAUGCCACAGCCAGAGUCAGGCUCUGUUCAACCACGUAAGAAGCUCCUCUCCACCAGUGAUGCAAAGUCAAAAUUGCGGGGAGCACCAGUGGAUGUGUACUUUCUUGUCACGAGUUGGAGGAAUUAGUCUUGUUAAUAAUAUUACCUUACUUGCCCAUAUAGCCUGAAAUUGUACUGAUUCAUUUCAUUUUAAUCCAUUAUAGGAAAGAAAACACCCAUUUGUUCCUCCACCCCAACUCCCUAUCAACUGUCAAAGAAAUAAAGCAAUCCGAUUCCCAGUGCUGUCCUGUCCAGUGAGUUCACACGGCUCGUCUCGUUUUUCCAGCCAGACGCUUGCUCUGCACUCUGCGUAUUGAAUCAGCCAGUGAUGCAGUUUCAAUCCAAUAAGUACCUUCAAAACUGUAACCGAAUUAGCAAUAGUAAUAAUAAUAACAGCAACAACCACUAGCAUUUACUGAGUACUUACAACAUCCCAGGUAUGCGACGUGACUUCAGGCAUCGUUCCAUUCCACCCUCACAACGAUGCAUGUAAAACAGGUAUCUCUUGCCUCAUUUUACAGAUAAGUCACUUUCUGAAAACUGGAAAAUUGACCAUUGUCCUUUUAACAUCCUCCUUGACAAAUAAGGAAAUUGAGGCGUAGGAAAGUUCAAGAAAACAGGCCACACUCACAGUCAGGUGGGGGCCGAGCGGGGCUACGCUGGCCCCCUUCAUGGAUUAUUCUUACGGAAGGCGAGCUCUUGCCGUCUUGGCUCCUUUGUCUUCUUGCAGCCUGACCACGGUUCGGGGAGCCUUCUUCCUCUCCCUGGGACCUCUCCCUGCACACACCCGGGCACUCAGAGGAGCGUGUGGGGACCCAGGACAGGAGCCACUGCGGGAGGGACACCUCUCACGGGCUUUCCUGGGCUCAGCGACAGCUUAACCCCUGGGGGUGCCCCCUCUGCGGGAGGGUCAAAGCCCCCAAAUGCUUCGCCCAGAAUCCAAGAGUCAGUAACAGAAUGGCCUUCUAACAAAUCCUGCCUGUGCCCUGACUACCUGAGUGAGCAGAAGCCAUUUUUUUUUAACAUGGGAAGAAUGUUCUCAUUAAUUCAAUUUCCCUUUCCCCACUGGCCAGACGUCCUUGCAAUUGUUAUUUAAAAAAACACACACACACACACACAAAAACAUGUAACUCCUGACUUAUUUGUAAAAGGGAAAGAUGAUGGGGGAGAGGAGCGGAGAGAGGAGAGCUGAGGUUAUUUUCACUUCUUGGAAUACCUAAGAAGUUUGUGCCUUUAUUAUUAAAUGUACUUAAUUAUAGGCCACUCCAAACUGUUCCCAGGCCCCCCAGGGCCAAGACAUUAUAAUAAAUGCAUUGUUUGCCUCAGGGGGGAGUUCCACUGAAAGGCCUCUAAACCAGCUCUUCCCGUAGUGAGCCCGUGUAGUGCUGAGAAGGUUCAUUGUGACCCAUGAGCACCGGGAGGAAUGAAGCCUAUGAAUGGCCACCGUCUAUGUGUUGUGUAUCCCCCCCGGGAGUCUUUUGUGUGCCCCAGCAAGAUGACCUCAUCACACAUGGGGCCCCUCCAGCGAGCCCAGCCGCGAGGUGUGGAUCUGAGCGGGACUACUUGAGCCUGUCACAUGUUUGGAAUGAAUCAUUUAAUUCUUUCCUGUGAACUGUCAGAGGAGGAGAAAUCCAUCAAUGCCAGCAGGAUUUUCUCUGAACAAACUCGAGGGCUUUGAAAGCCAUUUAGAAGUAGCUCUCCAUGGACGGCAUCAUCAGUGUUCCUGAACGGCCAGCUCCAGAGGCUUCAACCCUCCCUCCACCUGGCUCCUUCCCGUGCCUGUCCGCUCAGCCAGAACUAAAUUCCUCCGCGAAAGGAGCAGAGAGGUGUGGGGCUGGGGCAACAGGAAGGUGGCCGCCUGUGUGUCCUCUUUCCAUUACGGCCCAACAAUCGCAGUUAUGAGAGAGAUUCCACAAGUUCUAAGCCAACAUCUCCAGCCUGGACAACUUUUUUUUCUGGAAUCGCAUCAAAGAAUAGUCACCUGUCCGUUGGUAUUUAGCAAAUUGUACCUUACUUUUUCAGCUUAGGAAAUAAAAUGUCCACUUUCAAAAAAAUUAUUCCAAUGGUAACAUAUCUGGCUUUUUUAAAUACUUUGAUGAAGAGUCUAAUUUGCUCCCACUUUCUGGCCAGGGUAUUAUCAUAAAGUUCUGACCAUUGCCUUUCCUUUACCUUUCUUAGAUUUGCUGCAACGAAAGUACUAUAGGUAAUGGAAAGGAAUUCCAGUGUUCGAUCUUGUGGUGGAAGAAUUUAUAAACUCUAAGUAGAAUUACUCAGUAGAAAGAAAGUUCUAGAUGCUGCUGUGAUGUGUGAACUUGGGCUCGUCACUUCUGGGUCUCAGUUGCUUCAUCUAUUUAAAAUUAAUUUAAAUUUAAAAAGUUGAACCAAAUUAUCUCUAACACUACACUUCCUGUUUCUAGAUCUCAUAAAGCCAAUUGACUCUUUGCCUCACACAUCUUAGGAGAACCACAUCAUCUCAGUGUGUUUUUGCCUCCAGAACCCCACAAACAGUACAGAGGAUUUGGGCACCUAAACCCAUUACCCCGACAAUAUAGUGUUACUGACAGAAUAUGCAAUUCUAAAAGCUACAAAAACAUCAUUAGAUUUGGACAAGCAGGGUUUUCCCCCAUCAGCUGGACAGAUACUUCUGUUGGACAGUCAUUCACAAGAUUUCUGCCCAUUGUCUCUUACUUUGCAUUUUGCUGCCUUAAAAUAAAACUCCCUAUCUGCUGAUCUGCACAGUGGGAUCAAAAAGACCAGGAAUUGGAAAACUACUGGGUGCCCGGAGCUGCCCUUAGUGCCGCAAGCCGAACAAUGCGCAACUGUGUGUGUGGGGGGGGUUCAUUGUUAAAUCCUGUAAACAAAAAUCUCCUCCAGAGGGGAAAAAAUGCUUGCCAAGCAGUCCUCCCCAGUUGAAAAUGAUCUGACACUCUUUUUUGACUCCGAGCGCCGUCUGGGGCUUGCACCUUCCAACAGAGGCGGUGUCUGUGCUCGCGGCUUUGGAAUGCCGAAGUCACAUAAUCUCAAAAUCGAGUGGCGCUUGUGGUAUUUGGCCACUCGGAGCAAAGGAUAACACUCUUCUAAGGUGGUUUGGAUCCAGAGUGUGGCGAGAACGUCCUGUUCAGCUCGAAGAAAUCCCAUCAGGGGACACGUGAGCUCUAAGGAACAUCGGCCCCACGCACGGUCCUCUCCCCCAGGCAGGCGCCAGACUCACCUUGGGGCUCCUCUCUUCUCGGAGGCUUUGUGAAAGUGCUUUCUCUUUCCCUGAAAAAGCAAUCCGUGUUGGCCAAUCAACUCUGACUCCAGAGAUGGUGGGUGUGAGCCCAGAGGAGUUUCAGAGUAUCAGGAUUUCUUAAAAUUCCGUGCAACUCUGAAGCCUUAGAAACAGUAGCGAGAGUUUGACCUGGAAAGGGAAGGGGGAACUGUCAGUCUGAACAUCCCGCAGCAGGUUUGUCUCUUUAUGCUGGCCAGACUGGGGCAAGCAAAUAAUGAGCCUGUCAAGAGUACUCUGGGUAAUUGGUCUCAUGAUGCCAUACAUGAAGCCUUAUUAGUUGAAAUGAAGAAAAAUAAGUAUGUUUACUCAGACAGGACAUUAAGGUUGGGUUUUUAAGUGCAAUAUAUUUAUAUUAAUAAAUACUGAUGCUAAUUUAA